Messenger RNA from Daphnia pulicaria, 552 nucleotides. RefSeq names its product histone H4. Bases 201 to 512 code for a protein of 103 amino acids. The record is from RefSeq and is a predicted model, not a curated record. Gene Ontology annotation, molecular function: structural constituent of chromatin; protein heterodimerization activity; DNA binding. Gene Ontology annotation, cellular component: nucleosome. The transcript has a single exon. Lineage: Eukaryota; Metazoa; Arthropoda; Branchiopoda; Diplostraca; Daphniidae. Gene Ontology annotation, biological process: nucleosome assembly.
UCACCAAUUGGUUGUUGGGAAAAAGGGAGGGAAGUUGAGGAAUACAAAGCUUAGGCUUUGUUGACCUGAGUUGGGGUGGCUGUUAAGCUCAACCAAUGCGGAUGGAUUUCCCACCGGAUCGAUUGGUAUAUAAAGGGGCCCUUGUGAAAACAUUCGACAUUCAGUUUGUUCUUGUACUCGUUCUGAAACUCAUUUAAGAAAUGACUGGUCGCGGCAAAGGAGGAAAAGGACUCGGCAAGGGAGGCGCCAAACGUCAUCGCAAAGUUUUGCGUGACAACAUCCAGGGAAUCACCAAGCCGGCCAUCCGUCGUCUUGCCCGUCGUGGUGGUGUCAAGCGAAUCUCUGGUCUCAUCUACGAGGAGACCCGCGGUGUGUUGAAGGUGUUCCUUGAGAACGUGAUUCGUGACGCCGUCACCUACACUGAACACGCCAAGAGGAAGACGGUGACGGCCAUGGACGUCGUCUACGCACUGAAACGCCAGGGCCGCACUCUGUACGGUUUCGGCGGUUAAAUUUGAUUUUACUAUUCAAACUCUGAUCUUUCAAUCCAAU